AUGGAUAUCAAAGCUCUGCUCCCAAAAAUAGGAAGUUUAUUAUAUAUCUUUAUUUUCACCGAGGAUGAUCAAGUUAUGGAGACAGGAAUCUUGGAUCUUGCUCUUUCUGAUUUAUUUACAAACUUUGAGACCUUGAAAGCAAAGAUUAAAGAGCACUGCAUCACGGUCUCAAAGAUGCCAAGUGAUAUCGCUCCAAAGACUAGUGUGCUUUCACUCUUCAUUAUUGAUUCUGUCCUUGAUGAUCUCAUAGAUCUAAUAAAUAACAAGUCUGACUGGAUUGUUGUUGUGAAUGAUCAAAUUGUAACACUCCACGAGGAGCUAAUGUUAUUGGGAUCAUCCAUCACAGAUAUAGCACUGCAGCACGAAGUAGAACAUGAAGAACUUGUGACACGGAGCAAAGACAUAGUAUAUGAAGUUGAAUUUGAAAUCAACUCAUUUCCUCAUGUUUGGUAUCUUAUUCUCCGGCUCCCUCAACUCAUCGACAAGAUUCGGCUUAUUGUGAUGGCUAUCAAAGAAAUGAAGAACAAUAUUGAAGUAGUCAGAAUGUCAAAUGUUUCAAAACAUCCACAUGAACACGUAGAGCCACAGUCAAAAGAACCUUCCAUUUUGGAAGACAUUGUUGUGGGAUUUGACAAUGUAGUAAUUGAAAUCACAGAACAACUUGUUGGAGGAACAGGCCAGCUGCAAAUUAUUUGCAUCUUUGGGAUGUCUGGACUUGGUAAAACGACCUUGGAAAAUAAAUUAUAUAAACAUCUCUCCAUUUUAUACCAUUUUUACAAGCGUGCCUAUAAGAGGGAUACAUACAUGAAAAAGGAGGAAGAAAUCUUGGUUCAAGAUCUUUACAAAAACUUAAAAAGAAGGCGAUUCCUCAUUGUGAUAGAUGACAUUGGGAUAUCAAAGUUGAGUGUUGGGAAAUAUUACAAGGGAGUGUUCAAAGAUAGAAAAUGUCCUCAAGAAUUGCUAGAUACUGGCAAGCUAAUUGUAAAAAACUAUCAGGGCCUACCACUUGCAGUGGUGGUAAUAGCUGGAGUUCUUGCAAACAUGGAGAACUACAAAGUUUUUAGGGUCUUUUGUGGAUGGUCACUGUAUGACUUUCUAAUAGGACUUGAAUAUCUGGUUCACUUGAGGUAUUUGGAAAUUUCAUGUACACUGCCACAAAUGGAAAACUUCCACAUAUUAGAAUUUCGUGUUGUGUACAAUGAUGAUGAAAUUGAAUUACCAGAGAUCCUUCUUAAUAUGGUGAGUUUGAGACACAUGGAGUUUAAGGGUGGUGCGUACUUCAUUGAAUCUAGUCGUCAACUUGCAACUAACAAUAAGAGCUUCCAAAUAAAUAACCUACAAAGUAUUUUUGUACUCUCAAUUUAUGAUGAAAUGGAUGAGAGUAUUUUGAGAAGUUCACCCAACCUUUGCAGAGUGGAAGGCAGAGUUGAGAAUUCAUUAAAUUGUUCCUUCAACUUCCUUAAUCAGCUCGAAUCACUGAAGCUAUCAACAGCACAUGGUACGCUUUAUUGGCGUUCCAGUUUGAUUAGUUGGCCCUUAAAUCUAAAAAAAUUAACUCUAGUUGGUGUAUAUCUGUCUCGAAAACAAAUGGAGAUAAUUGGAAGAUUGCGUUGCCUUGAGGUUCUCAAAUUAGUGUCUGCUGCCUUUGAGUGGGAACAAUGGGACACAAGUGAAAGUGAAUUCCCACAACUUAAAUACUUGAAACUUUGUGCCGUAAAAAUUGCAGAAUGGAAUGCCUCAAGUGAUAAUUUCCCAAGGCUUCAACGAAUAGUAUUGGAACAUUGCAAGAAUCUAAAGAUGAUCCCUUCCAAUUUAGGUGAUAUUCCAACGUUACAGAAGAUUGAGUUAUUUAUGUGUGGUCAAACUGCCAACGAAUCAGCAAAGAAAAUUGAGGAAGAGCAAAAGGAGAUGGGGAAUGAAAAUUUUGAAGUCACAAUCUGUAGCACAUUUGGUGAUAUUGAAGCCAUUCUUUCACACAUUUCCCCGCAGAUGAUGAAGGAAUUCAACAGCAGGGAAAUUCAGAAGAUGUCCAUUCUCGAUGAUUGAGAUUUUCCAGAAUUGAUUGCGUAAUUGGAAGGGAGAUCAAUGGUUGAGUGACACAUUGGUGGCAUAUA
Molecule: messenger RNA, 2114 nt
Organism: Olea europaea var. sylvestris
Lineage: Eukaryota; Viridiplantae; Streptophyta; Magnoliopsida; Lamiales; Oleaceae
Product: putative late blight resistance protein homolog R1B-17
Exons: 5
Coding region: 1-2046 (681 amino acids)
Biological process (GO): protein folding
Molecular function (GO): alpha-tubulin binding
Source: RefSeq, a predicted model, not a curated record